Cutaneotrichosporon oleaginosum is the source of this 1662-nucleotide messenger RNA. RefSeq lists its product as uncharacterized. The record is from RefSeq and is a predicted model, not a curated record. Lineage: Eukaryota; Fungi; Basidiomycota; Tremellomycetes; Trichosporonales; Trichosporonaceae. Gene Ontology annotation, cellular component: membrane. Gene Ontology annotation, biological process: transmembrane transport. Gene Ontology annotation, molecular function: transmembrane transporter activity.
AUGUCCCUCCCUGCGCCCCCUAUCACCGACACUGCGGGCGUCACCAAUCCCUCGGUGAGCGCGCCAGGCGUGACCGCCCCCGGGCGCUCCGACAGCGAAUACUCGGCCGACGAGGAGAAGGGGCAGAGCUCGGUGACGUCUGCGGCGUCUAGUUCCGAGCAGCUGCAGAACAGGUUCUACGAGCCCCCCGACAGCUGGGAGAGCAAACAUCGCUGGGACCCCGCGGCAACAUGGACAAAAGAGGAGGAAACCAAGCUGCUGCGCAAGAUUGACUUGCGCGUGGCGUUCGCCGCCUGCGUCUUCUUUGGGUGCCUGUGCCUCGACCGCAGCAACAUCUCCAACGCGCUCAGCGACAACAUGCUCCACGACCUCGGCCUCACCACCUACCAUUACAAUAUCGGCCAGACAAUCUUUUACUGUUCUUUCCUGUUCGCCGAGCUGCCCUCGCAGAUGAUCUCGAAAAAGCUCGGGUCAGAUGUGUGGAUUCCCAUCCAGAUGAUGGCGUGGAGCGUCGUCGCCAUCACACAGUGCGCGCUCUCAAACCUCACCGGCUUCUACAUCACGCGCUGCCUGAUCGGCCUGAUCGAGGGCGGCUUUAUCGCCGACACAAUUUUGUACUUGUCAUACUACUACACCGCCAACGAACUCACCAUCCGCCUGUCGUACUUCUACGUCUCGCUGACCGCGACCAACAUCAUUGGCGCAUUCCUCGCCGCCGGCCUCCUCCAGCUGCGGCAUGUGACAAACACUGCCGGCUGGCGCUGGCUCUUUGCCAUCGAGGGCGCCCUCACAUUCCUUAUUGGCCUCUUCGCGUUCUUCUGGAUGCCGCCCGGCCCAACGCAGACCAAGACGCGCUGGCGCCGCAAGCCGUGGUUCACGGAGCGCGAGGAGAUUAUUAUCGUCAACAAGGUCAUCCGCGAUGACCCGACCAAGAGCGACAUGCAUAAUCGCGAGGGCCUCAGCCUCAAGCAGCUCUGGCAGAGCCUCACGGACUACGACCUCUGGCCGGUGUACCUCCUCGGCAUCCUCUGGGGCAUUGCGCCCGGCACCGUCCAAGCAUACUUUACGCUCACGCUGCGCUCGCUCGGCUUCAACACGUUCCAGACGAACAUGCUCCAAAUCCCGUCUCAAGUCGGCACGAUCCUCACCAACCUUAUGCUCGGGUACACCUCCCGACGCGUGAAGGAACGCUUCCUCGUCGCCUCGCUGUCGCAGUACUGGCUGCUCGUGUGCUUCAUCGCCCUCGUCCUCGUCCCCGACACGAUCAACAAAUGGGCAAAGUGGGCGCUCCUCACCGUCCUCAUCGCGUAUCCAUACCCGCACCCGAUCCUUGUGUCCACGACGUCGAUGAACGCCGGCUCGGUGCGCACACGCACUGUCGCGUCCUCGCUGUACAACAUGUUUGUGCAGAGCGCGACGCUCAUCGCGUCCAACGUCUACCAGCCAGACGACGCGCCGUACUACCACCGCGGCAACCGCGUGCUCCUCGGCAUCAUUAGCGCGAGCGCCGUGUUCUUCUGGCUCGCCAAGGCGUGGUACGUCUUCCGCAAUAAGAGCAAGGCGAAGAAGUGGGAUAACUGGACCGCCGCGCAGAAGGAGGAGUAUCUCCGCACCACGACGGACAAGGGUAACAAGCGCAUCGACUUCUUCUUCAAGCAUUAA